AAGAAGUUGGGAACAUGACAAGCCUCAUUCAGUUAUCGCUAUGGAAUAAUUCUUUAAGUGGUCCAAUACCAUCCACCAUUGGAAAUCUAUCAAAUAUGAAGCACUUGGCUCUCUCAUCCAACAAAUUAAGUGGUCCAAUACUACCAUCCACCAUUGGAAAUCUAUUACCUCUGGAUUCUUUAUAUUUGUGCUCCAACAAAUUAAAUGGUCCAAUACCAUCCACCAUUGGGAAUCUAUCAAAUCUAAUGAGCUUAGAUCUCAAUUCCAACAAAUUAAAUGGUGAGCUCUCAUCCUCCAUUGCAACUUGA
Salvia hispanica is the source of this 308-nucleotide messenger RNA. The record is from RefSeq and is a predicted model, not a curated record. Lineage: Eukaryota; Viridiplantae; Streptophyta; Magnoliopsida; Lamiales; Lamiaceae.